CGUAAACAAUAACAAACCAUCCCGUGAGAAGAUUGUUCUGCAUAUUUUAGAUAAAAAAUUGGACUCUUUUCACUUGAAAAACGGUACGCAAUAAAUGGCAACUAAUUAGUGUAAUAAGCGUUCGAUUGAAAUGCCUGCGUCGUGUGUUAUCCCCGAUUGCGACCUAAAAUACACUCACAGCGACGAUGUGUCCUUCCACAAAUUUCCACUCAAAUCUCCCGAACUGCUGAAACAGUGGAUCCAAUUCACCGGCCGGGACGAAGGCUGGCAUCCGACCAAAUGGAGCGCCCUCUGCAGCAGACACUUUGUGGCGAGCGAUUUCAAGGGAUGUGCUGCUCGCAAAAUCCUUCUCCCAACAGCUGUCCCUUCCGUGCGCAAUGCUGUCGCCGCUAAAGCUCAACCGAACAACCUCUCCCUGCCUGUGAUAUCGUAUGAAACGGUCUGUCCGGAGGAGGAACGCUCGCACAACCGCCACUUCGAGCACUAUCUUCCGGUCGAGCUCGAUUACGCCCCGUUCGGUGGGACGCUCUGCCCGCUGGUUGCGUCGGAACAGGUGGACGAGUUCGGUCCGGCCGAGGCGGACGGUGACGUCCAGCUGAUCGAGAUUACCUGCCGGAUCUGUGGCGUCGUGUUCAGCCGUGCCGUCGAUAGUCUGCUGACCGAUCUGGUGCAGGCGGAAGAAGCGGUACGGAAGUAUCUGCCGUUCGUGAACCUGGACCUACCCAACCUGCCGCGCAAGAUCUGUCUACACUGUUCCAAGCGGGUGCAAGGCUUUUCCAAGUUCAGCGAGAAUGUACUCCGGGCACAGUCCGACCUGGAACAUCGCUUCGCACAGGAACUGCACGGCGGGGCGUUUGCAGUGCCGGAUGGGUUUGCUGCGGGUGCUCGAACCAAGCAGGAAAUUGUGUCGGCAAAACCGAUGAUCAUUAAGCAGGAACCUAUUGCGAGCAUAAACAUAAAGGAGGAAAAAAUCGAGUACGCAAUGAACAGCGCACGGCAGAAAGAUCCGGAGCGACCUCCGGUGCAAGAAUCAAGCGAACCAGGACCUCCACCGGUAAUGGCAAACAAUCCGACAUUUACCAGCGAACCGAACCGGAUUUAUCUGUUCAACAAUGUGGGACAGGAUGGUACGAACAGUCCAGCACUUUCCAGCAUCAAUCCGACCAAGAACCAAACGCGCGAGUCUUCCAAAAACUGUGAAAUUCUCGAAAUCCUUAACCUCUACCCGCCAAUAGUGGACAUAACGAGCGCAACGGUGACAGAAGUGCAACCGUACGAAAUCACACUACCCUCGGUUACCACGGCAACGGCAACAGCGGGAGAGUUUUCGUCCUUUUCAACCGCAGCCAGCUCAUCCAGCUCGUCCGCACAGUUCGUAAGCAGCUUGAAGGUGGAAAACACGAACGAGCUGGAGCCGGAACAGGACGACUAUUACCUGCCCGAACGGCUCGUCUUCAUCAACACGCUGGAGGAGCACAGCUACACCAAGCUGCCGAUACAGGCGGAUGAUAAUAAGGAUGAAAUUUUCCACGAUAUGACGAUUGGUGGUGGUGGUCAGUGGUUUGAAGCGACGCAGGACACGGUAACGGCGCAGAAAAGUGAAUCAAAAGCAAGAACGAAGAGCAUACCCCGCUGGACGUGUCCGAUGUGUGAGAGGAGGUUCACUCGCCAGCGACGAAUGCUGUCCCAUCGGGCGUGGGAAUGCACUGGACGCACCAAACUCACCGUGGAUUGUCGCUUUUGCAGGCGGAAGUUCCCUUCCUGGGCACGGGCUCGCUCACAUGUAUGUGUGUGUGCUAAACGGGUGGCCAAACACCGACAGUACCGCUGGCGAGCAAUGCUGGAGCGAGAAAAGUGUCGACACACGGGUAAGGAGCGCCCUGGCGAACGAGACGAAAUCGUCCUCACCAAGUACCCCUGCUCGCUGUGCGAUCGUUCGUACACGAAUGCGUCCAACUUGCGGCGACAUUUCACCACCCACCGGCCACCGGACCAGUGGAACCACAAGUGUGGCGUUUGCUUGAAAAUCUUCGACAAGCUGUUCGACUUAAAGCGCCAUCUUCAACUAUCUGGGUGUGCCGGUGGUCUUCCCGUGAUUCCCGCGGGCAGCACAACUGUUGUUUGCGCUGAACCAGAGGAACUCUCCAUGGAGACCGAACCACCAACCACGGGCCCAACGGACAUGUCAACCGAACCAACGAUAAGCGCGGCCACCGUUACGCGCCCCAUCGAUCGGCUGCUGUACGUCUGCUCGACCUGCAGCAAAAUGUUCCAAUCGUACAACAGCCUCAAGGUGCACGAACCGAUCCACACCGGCACGAAGGCGUACAUCUGCGAGACGUGCGGGAAGCGGUUCUCCGGCCCGUCGAACCUUUGGCAGCAUCGGCUGACCCACUCGGAGGAGCGCCAGUACCGGUGCAAGCAGUGCCCGAAGGUGUUCAAGCGGAAGGGAGGCCUUAGCCAGCACGUGCGUGCCAUCCACAUGAAGAUUAAGCCGUACCACUGUCCGACCUGUGGCCAUGAGUAUGCACUUAAGGCGGACAUGGCACGCUGCAGACACUCCCGGCUGAACGAUCCGGCGGUGGCUAUGGUGUCGGCAACGGGUUAGUGCAGAAUAAAAGGGGGAAGUUCUGCGCAACAUA
This is a messenger RNA of Anopheles arabiensis, 2642 nucleotides long. RefSeq lists its product as uncharacterized. Gene Ontology annotation, molecular function: DNA-binding transcription factor activity, RNA polymerase II-specific; zinc ion binding; RNA polymerase II transcription regulatory region sequence-specific DNA binding. The coding region runs from base 131 to 2608 and encodes 825 amino acids. Lineage: Eukaryota; Metazoa; Arthropoda; Insecta; Diptera; Culicidae. Gene Ontology annotation, cellular component: nucleus. The record is from RefSeq and is a predicted model, not a curated record. The transcript is spliced from 2 exons. Gene Ontology annotation, biological process: regulation of transcription by RNA polymerase II.